AUGGGGAAACAAGACUUUUUCACAAUUAGAGUUUUGUUAUACUUUGUGGUGGCCAUUGGUAAUUCUUUCAAUUUUUGGAGCAAUUCAAAGCUCCACAAGAACAAUGGGUUAAGACUUUUAAUGAACAGUUCAACAACAAAGACUUUUUCACACUUUCAGACGACAAGGGCGCUGUUAAAAUCAACAACGACGUACCACCUUGGGACUAUGAUGGUGAUGUUUCCAAGAAAUCUCUGCAUCAAGUCAUGUCGACGACUUGGAUUCAAUUCAAAACACUGGCAAAUACAAGCAGGGCUGAAGGAAAGUGACAUGAAAACAUUGCGAAUUGCAAUGGUGGCGUGUCAAAAAGCACUUUUCGUAUACACCAACGAUAAUUCCAAAAACAAUGUUUGUUUUAUAUAA
This is a messenger RNA of Entamoeba invadens IP1, 402 nucleotides long. RefSeq lists its product as hypothetical. The record is from RefSeq and is a predicted model, not a curated record. Lineage: Eukaryota; Evosea; Mastigamoebida; Endamoebidae. The transcript has a single exon. The coding region runs from base 1 to 402 and encodes 133 amino acids.